This is a messenger RNA of Penaeus monodon (black tiger shrimp), 2117 nucleotides long. Its product is annotated as venom carboxylesterase-6-like. NCBI's taxonomy places the organism in Eukaryota, Metazoa, Arthropoda, Malacostraca, Decapoda, Penaeidae. The transcript has 10 exons. The record is from RefSeq and is a predicted model, not a curated record. Bases 75 to 1619 code for a protein of 514 amino acids.
CGGUUGCAAGCGAGUCGUGGGAGGGCGUCCGUGCAACAACCGAGCAACCAAGCCCCUGUCUGCAAGUGCCGCUGAUGCUGCCGCUGAUGGGGAUCCGCGUCCCUGUCGAUCAGCUGUCUGGCUCUGAGGACUGUCUGUACCUCAAUGUCUUCACGCCGGCGGGCAGGGAACCAGAGGAGAGGUUUCCAGUAAUGGUUUGGAUCCACGGCGGCGGCUACUUCUCAGGGGCCGCUGUGGAGUACCAGCCCCACGUCCUCAUGAACCACGAUAUUGUGCUUGUUGUGUUGCAGUACAGGCUGGGCAUUUUGGGAUUCUUGUCCACGGAGGAUGAGGUGAUGCCAGGAAACUUCGGGAUGAAGGACCAGGUCAUGGCCCUCCGCUGGGUGCAGGAAAACAUCCACAGCUUCGGGGGCGACGCCGACAGGGUCACCAUCUUCGGGGAGAGCGCGGGGGGCGCCUCCGUUCACCUGCACAUAAUGUCUCCUAAAUCUGCUGGGCUGUUCAAAAGAGCCAUCAUGCAGUCAGGAUCAGCAAUCUCGCCAUGGGCACUGGGCAGGCAACACCGCGAGGCUGCCCAACACGCAGGCGAGACCUUGGGCUGCUCAGACACCUCCGGCAGCGACGUCCUCCUGCGGUGCCUCCAAGCUGCAGACGCCAAGCAGCUCGUCGAGUUGUCUCAGGACUUUUUUGAGUGGUUCCUCUUCCCCGUGAGGAUGGGGCCGAGAGUGGACGGCGACUUCCUCCCCGACGACCCGGAGGCAUUGCUGCGGGAGGCCAAACACGCUCACGUCGACGUCCUCUCGGGGGUCACGGCUAACGAGGGGGCCUUCGUCAUCAACGCCUUGGAAGCCAGCGAGACCACGCUUCGAUCCUUGCGAGAAAAUUUUUCCGACAGCGGCCCCGUCAGCAUCGGUCUGGGACCCGAAGACCUCGAUCCGGUCGCCAGCAGCACGAAAGUCUUCCAGCAUUACCUGGGGGACAUCCUCAUCGACGUCGACCACUAUGAACAACUUAUGAAGCUUUUCACCGAUCGCCAUUUCUCUCUGGGUCAUGACCUGACGACCCUCUUCCACUCGCGCGUCGCCAACACGUACCGCUACUCGCUCGACCAUCGCGCGGAGCUCACGUUCAGCGAUCUUCUGAACAAGGAGAGAAAAACGCAGUGGAUCUCUCACUGUGACGACCUCUUCUACCUGUUCCGCGGCGGGCCUCUCCUGCAGCUAGGUCGAGAGGAACUUCAAGACCUCGCCAGAGAACACGACCUCGGCCUCAGGGAAGUCAUCCUGAGCGCGUGGACCAACUUCGCGGCCUCGGGGAACCCGACUCCAAAUGACACACUUGGGUUCGUAUGGGAGGCUGUCUCGGAGGACAACCUCCACUACCUGUCGCUGACGCCCACGCCUACAAUGCAGCGUGACCAGAAGAAAGAAAUGCGGCAGUUAUUCGCGUCGCUGCCCACCAGGCAAAACAAGCUCCUAUUUCUCGACCGCGAGGACCAAGAAAAGGAGAACAGGGUCGAGAAGGCGCAAGAGGAGAAGGGCCGAGAUGAUGAGGACGACCUUGGCAAGCUGGAGGCCGAGGUUGCUUUCUCCAGGCAGUUUAAUCAGGACGAGUUAUAAAUAAUCGGAGUCCCAGGGGUUCGAGGAGAUUUUAUCCUUGCCUUAUUUUUUUCAUCUCUUUACCCUCCGCUUUUGUCUCUUUCCGCUUCAUCGCUUUACUAUCUAUCUCUAUCUAUCUCUAUCUAUAUAUUACACUCUACCACGUUCCGCUCUAUCUUUUUACCUUUCAUCUUAACUCAUUUCGCUCUGUCUUUUAUCAUAUUACUUCUUAUCCUGCCUAUUUACCUUCCGUUUCAUCAUUUUCACAUUUUGCCCCUAAAAGGAAGGGAAUUAGGAAAACCAGUCAUGACAUAAGGAUGAAAUUUACUAAAUACUAAAAGAGAAUUUUUAGCAUAUCAGUUUUCGUGUAAAUAUAAGUCAUCUGUGUGGUAUAGUCAUCUGUGUUAGUCCUGAGGAUAUGUUCAAACUUUUUGUUUUCGAUAAAUAUUGUUUGAUAUAGAAGUGUUAGAGUCAAUGUUUAUGUGUCAUACAACUGAUGUUAAUAAAUGUCAUUGAUUA